CCUCCUCUGACUGGCUGCCUAGCACCAACACCCGCCCCGCGUCGCUGUUGACAGACCCGGGAGUCGAAGCGGUCGGAGGGCUUUACGGCUGUGGAAUGCCGAAAACUCGAAACAAGGACUGGAAAUGACUUGAAACGAUUCCUGGAGAAAGGAUUUCCUGCAGCUGAAGGUCGCUGGGGCCCAGUAAGACUCAUUAAGACCAAGGUCACAGGCUAACUGCUAGCCGGAUAGCGCAACCUUCACAAUUUGUCUCCUCCCCACGUGAAGAAACGCUGGCAAUUAAGACCAGCAGAAAAACUAGAAGAAAUUAAGCAAUUAAGCUCCUUCCACCUUCUCAAUUCUGUGAUUUAAUGUUCCUGUUUUAGCUUGACAAAACAUCGAAUACUUUAAAAUCAUUGGCACCAUUUCUUAUCUCUGAAUUCUAGUUUUACAAGGUUCUCUCCCAGCUGUACUGACUAAAUGCAUUAAAUAGUAGUGGGUAAGGAUUACGGAGCUAGUCUUGUGAUAGAAAUCCAGAUUGUCAAUUAUUACAUUGCAUCCCCAAAUCCUGGGUAGCAAGAAAAAAAAAAAAAAAUCUUAAUGUCGACUUCAUACAGAGUUCUGAACCCAUCUGGUAUGGAAGUUUUUUGAUUUAGUGUUUCACACUAAUAAUGUUUAUGGUGUAAAACCUCAGUCCGCUCAGCCAGGAUUGAUGGGCAUGCAGUGGUAUUAAUGGGAAUCCCACAUUACCUUGAAACGAUAGGCCUCUAGGGGAGAAGACAUUGAAGUUCUCGCUCUAGGACACCUCCCUCUGAGGAAGGAGAAGUGCUAGGGAUGUGUGAGAACACACUAGACCGUGCUGUAAAAAUACACAGUUCGGCUCUCCUCUAGUACUUCUCCUGCAAGCUGCCUAGGCGUAAGGGUGAUUUCCUGUUCUCUCUUCGCCUUCCGACAGGCAUAGUAUCCAAGCAUUCUGAACAUGGAGCCAGCGCUUUUCAACUCCCUUCUAUAAUCUGGCUCCUAGGUAUGUUAUGUAUAAAAGUGGCUACUUUCCAUAAUAAAUGAAAAUGGCCAAUUCUUUGAGAGGAGAAGUACUGAAUCUUUAUAAAAAUCUGCUGUAUCUUGGACGAGACUAUCCAAAAGGAGCAGACUAUUUUAAAAGGCGUCUGAAGAAUGUUUUCCUAAAAAACAAAGAUGUGAAGGACCCAGAGAAGAUCAAAGAACUUAUUGGACGGGGUGAAUUUGUAAUGAAAGAGCUAGAAGCCUUAUACUUCCUUAGGAAAUACAGAGCGAUGAAACAACGCUAUUAUUCAGAUACCAACAAAACUAACUGAUCUAUAUUACUAUAAUUUGACUGGAAUUCAGUGCCAGCUCUUUAUGUACACCAGAUAUAACAGUAUCUGCAACUUAAAAUGGCAAGAUGUACACAUUAUGUAAAAAAUACCUGAGCUGCCUUAAUGAACUAAAAUAAGCAACUUUGGUUCACAAAGCUUUAUCAGCAACCCUUUAUUAAUUUUUAUACAAAAUCAGCAAUAUAGCCAACUACCAAUUAAAAAUUAACGAGUACCCAA
Molecule: messenger RNA, 1550 nt
Organism: Mustela lutreola (European mink)
Lineage: Eukaryota; Metazoa; Chordata; Mammalia; Carnivora; Mustelidae
Gene: ETFRF1
Product: electron transfer flavoprotein regulatory factor 1
Exons: 4
Coding region: 1041-1313 (90 amino acids)
Biological process (GO): respiratory electron transport chain
Cellular component (GO): mitochondrion
Source: RefSeq, a predicted model, not a curated record